AUGGACGUUCGCAAGCAAGACCCUACGAAAGACGGCUCGAGAACUCGCAUUCGAUCGGUGUAUUCAGAUGCGAAUGGAAGAAUUGCAAUUGCGAUUGCGGCCAAACCUUCAACCGGAAGGGAGAUAGGGACCGCCAUGUCGAUACGCAGCAUCUCGAGCGUUAUCCUGUUGCUUGUCUGGCCUGUGGCGCUGUAUUUAAACGACGGGAUAACCUCGACCAUCAUUGGAAGACUGUACAUGGUGGUAAUGAUAGCCUGUUGGCUGCAAGAGGCGGAUUGGGUUAGACUAUUGCGCGAGAUAUUCGAUCGUUUAGGGUUAUUCGGUAGGAGGCUAGAUAUCGGGUUUGGGUUUGGUUAG
Messenger RNA from Aspergillus puulaauensis, 357 nucleotides. RefSeq lists its product as uncharacterized. The transcript has 2 exons. NCBI's taxonomy places the organism in Eukaryota, Fungi, Ascomycota, Eurotiomycetes, Eurotiales, Aspergillaceae. Bases 1 to 357 code for a protein of 118 amino acids. The record is from RefSeq and is a predicted model, not a curated record.